Messenger RNA from Camellia sinensis, 738 nucleotides. The record is from RefSeq and is a predicted model, not a curated record. NCBI's taxonomy places the organism in Eukaryota, Viridiplantae, Streptophyta, Magnoliopsida, Ericales, Theaceae.
AUGGAGGUGCACUUGGCCAUUCCCCCUCAGGAUCUAUUGGUGGGACUAGAUUUGCCUUCUCAAGCCAAGCCUAAGGGGAUUGGGCUCAUCACUUCUUCUAUUACUCCUGCUAUCCCAACUCCUACUCCUGUUGCCACAAAGACUACUCCUGCUGCCUCUCUUCCUCCUCCUAGAGUCACUAGGGCUGUUUCGAAAAGAGUAACAGUUACUUCACUUCCUCCUCCUUUGACAAUGGCUUCUUUUGCCUUGUCUGAAAUUGAAAGGCCAUUAGAGGCAACCUUGAAAAGGAGGAAGAAGAUUAACACCGAAGUGCCUUUAACUGUAGAGCCCAUCCAGACAGUACUUCCACUUCCCAGCUCUACACUUUCCAUACCUUUUUUGAGGCAAGGCAUCUCUAUUUCUUUAUGCCCGGGCUUAACUCCAUAUCUACCUCAUCUAACCCUCACCUCAGCCCAAUUCACUCCCUCUACAAUCCUAGUUGCUCCUUCAUCACUUGAGAAGGCCCCAGUUGUCACUUCAGCAGUGAUAGCUGGUGCUUCCAAAGAAGAUACUAGUAGCUUAUCAAUUUCUUAUCCACCACCACCAUCCAGCUCUAGUCCAUUUUCCUUUGAUUUGCUAGUGGCCAGGACUAUAAACACUGCCAGGGACACUUCAACCCCUUCUCCUACCCCUAUGCAACCCCCUCUUCCAAACCUUUCUGUACCUUCAAUGUCAGUGGAAGAGAUGGACAUUUUUUAG